AUGCCGCAACAAUUGAGCUCCAAAGACGCCUCCCUGUUUCGCCAGGUGGUUCGCCAUUAUGAGAACAAGCAACACAAGAAGGGUGUCAAGAUUGCCGAUCAGAUCCUCAAGAAGAACCCGAAACAUGGCGACACCCUGGCUAUGAAGGCCCUGAUCAUCAGCCAACAAGGUCAACAGGAGGAGGCAUUCGUGCUGGCCAAGGAAGCCCUGAAGAACGACAUGAGGUCGCAUAUCUGUUGGCACGUCUACGGCCUGCUGUACCGCGCUGAGAAGAACUACGAGGAGGCGAUCAAGGCCUAUCGGUUCGCUCUGCGCAUUGAGCCAGAUUCUCCCGCCAUCCAGCGGGAUCUGGCGCUGCUCCAGAUGCAGAUGCGCGACUACCAGGGAUACAUCCAGAGCCGCACCGCCAUGCUGCAGGCUCGUCCCGGAUUCCGACAGAACUGGACCGCCCUCGCGAUCGCACACCAUCUAUCGGGAGAUCUGGAGGAAGCCGAGAAGGUGUUGACGACGUACGAAGAGACCCUGAAAUCGCCGCCGCCAAUUUCGGACAUGGAGCACUCCGAGGCUGUAUUAUAUAAGAAUAUGAUCAUGGCGGAGGCUGGAAAGCUGGACAAGGCCCUGGAACACCUCGAGAAGGUCGGACACAGAUGCACGGACGUGCUGGCAGUGAUGGAGAUGAAAGCGGACUAUUCGCUGCGGUUGGGAAAGCUCGCGGAGGCGGAGGCCGCCUACACGGCCCUCUUGGACCGGAACCCGGAGAACUCGAUUUACUACGACGCUCUGAUCAAGGCCAAGGGUAUUCCGGAGAACGACCACAAGGCCCUGAAGGCCGUGUAUGAUUCGUGGGUGGAGAAGUGUCCACGAGGAGACGCCCCUCGUCGGAUUCCGUUGGACUUCCUGGAAGGGGAGGACUUCAAGCAGGCAGCCGACGCUUACCUGCAGCGCAUGCUGAAGAAGGGCGUUCCCUCCCUCUUCGCGAACAUCAAAUCCCUGUACACGAACACGAGCAAACGGGACACUGUGCAAGAUCUCGUGGAAGGCUAUGUUUCCGGAAAGGUCCCCACUGAGAACGGUUCUGCCGAAGGCCAGGCCAACGGCGAUAACAACGAGUUCCUCGCAUCCUCCCACUAUUUCCUCGCCCAACACUACAACUACCACCUCAGCCGCGACCUGGCCAAGGCUAUGGAAAACGUCGACAAGGCCAUCAAGCUGUCUCCCAAGGCUGUGGAAUACCAGAUGACCAAGGCGAGAAUAUGGAAGCACUACGGCAAUCUCCAAAAAGCGGCCGAGGCCAUGGAGGAGGCGCGCAAUCUGGACGUGAAGGACCGGUACAUCAACUCCAAGGCCGCCAAGUACCAGCUCCGCAACGAUGAGAAUGACAAGGCUCUCGAUAACAUGAGCAAGUUCACCCGAAAUGAGACCGUGGGUGGCGCGUUGGGCGAUCUCCACGAGAUGCAGUGUGUCUGGUACCUGACCGAAGAUGGCGAGUCCUACCUGCGCCAGAAGAAGCUGGGCCUCGCGCUCAAGCGUUUCCACGCAGUCUACAACAUUUUCGACACUUGGCAGGAGGACCAGUUCGACUUCCACAGCUUCUCGCUCCGUAAGGGCAUGAUCCGCGCAUAUGUCGACAUGGUCCGUUGGGAGGAUCGUCUGCGCGAGCAUCCAUUCUACGCUAGAAUGGCGCUGUCGGCCAUCAGGGCAUACCUUCUUCUCAACGAUCAGCCCGACUUGGCCCAUGGCCCCCUGUCCACCAACGGUGCAAGUGACAUUGCCGACGAGGCUGAGCGAAAGAAGGCCCUCAAGAAGGCUAAGAAGGAGCAGCAACGGCUGGAAAAGCUCGAAGCCGAGAAGCGGGAGGCAAGAAAGGCCGCCAGCGCUACGGCCAAGGGUGCCGAUGGUGAGGUGAAGAAGGAAGAUCCUGACCCGCUGGGCACCAAGCUUGUCCAGACGCAGGAGCCUCUGAAGGAGGCGACAAAAUUCCUCACUCCUCUCCUCGAGUUCAGCCCGCAGAACAUCGAAGCCCAAUGUCUUGGAUUCGAGGUCUACCUUAAAAGAAACAAGCAUGCGCUUGCGCUUAAGUGUCUCUCGGCCGCCCACGCCAUCGACGCUUCCCACCCGACCCUCCAUGUUCAGCUACUUCGCUUCCGCAAGGCCCUCGACAGCCUCUCGGAACCCCUUCCUCCCCAGGUGGCCGAGGUCGUCAAUGCUGAGUUUGAAACUCUUCUCCCGAAGGCUCAGAAGCUUGAUGAGUGGAACGAGUCCUUCCUCUCCACGCACAAGAGCAGUGUUGCGCACACGCAGGCUGGUCUGACGUGCCGGCAGAUCCUGAACCCGGAGUCCAAGCCACAGUGCGAGAAGGACCUCAUCGCAACCCUUGACUCCAGCGAAAUCUCUAUGGAGACGGCCCUUGCCGGUCUGGAGCUCCUGAGCCAGUGGGGAAGCGACCAGGCCGCCAAGUCCGCAUACGCUCAAAAGGCCAGUAGCAAGUGGCCCGAGUCGACAGUCUUCAACCUGAACUGA
Messenger RNA from Aspergillus terreus NIH2624, 2520 nucleotides. RefSeq names its product peptide alpha-N-acetyltransferase complex A subunit NAT1. Gene Ontology annotation, cellular component: cytoplasm; NatA complex. The record is from RefSeq and is a predicted model, not a curated record. The coding region runs from base 1 to 2520 and encodes 839 amino acids. Gene Ontology annotation, biological process: N-terminal peptidyl-methionine acetylation. Lineage: Eukaryota; Fungi; Ascomycota; Eurotiomycetes; Eurotiales; Aspergillaceae. Gene Ontology annotation, molecular function: protein-N-terminal amino-acid acetyltransferase activity; protein binding. The transcript is spliced from 3 exons.